Molecule: messenger RNA, 1245 nt
Organism: Vicugna pacos (alpaca)
Lineage: Eukaryota; Metazoa; Chordata; Mammalia; Artiodactyla; Camelidae
Gene: MSX1
Product: msh homeobox 1
Biological process (GO): regulation of transcription by RNA polymerase II; embryonic morphogenesis
Cellular component (GO): nucleus
Molecular function (GO): DNA-binding transcription factor activity, RNA polymerase II-specific; RNA polymerase II transcription regulatory region sequence-specific DNA binding
Source: RefSeq, a predicted model, not a curated record
GCCCGAGAGGACCCCGUGGAUGCAGAACCCCCGCUUCUCCCCGCCUCCGGCCAGGCGGCUGAGCCCCCCGGCCUGCACCCUGCGCAAGCACAAGACCAACCGCAAGCCGAGGACGCCCUUCACCACCGCACAGCUGCUGGCGCUGGAGCGCAAGUUCCGCCAGAAGCAGUACCUGUCCAUCGCCGAGCGCGCCGAGUUCUCCAGCUCGCUCAGCCUCACCGAGACGCAGGUGAAGAUCUGGUUUCAGAACCGCCGCGCCAAGGCCAAGAGACUGCAGGAGGCAGAGCUGGAAAAGCUGAAGAUGGCCGCCAAACCCAUGCUGCCCCCCGCAGCCUUCGGCCUCUCCUUCCCACUCGGCGGCCCCGCGGCCGUCGCGGCUGCAGCAGGAGCCUCGCUCUACGGCGCCUCCAGCCCCUUCCAGCGCGCUGCGCUGCCCGUGGCGCCCGUGGGACUCUACACAGCCCACGUAGGCUACAGCAUGUACCACCUGACAUAGAGAUGCCCGGGGUCGCCUACUGGGUGCCCGCCGAUUCCUCCAGCGCUGGGCUUCAGCAAACAGCAGGAGCCUUCCCCAGGCGCUCCCUGUUGGGCACCGCCUGGCUGCUUCCCUUUAAACCCCCACACUGCUCCGAUUUUUCCUCGGUUGCUCCCUAAGUUCACUCUCUGAAGUCUGAUCCCCUCCCCCGAAUGGCUAGAAGGGUCCCAUAAAGCUCUUCCAGAAUCUAGAUCUACCCCCUUGUGUUAUAGAUGGGGAAACUGAGGCCAGAGAGGUUGAGAAACGGAUCCACAGUCCCCAGCAGAGUUCGUGGUUGGACCAGAACUAGAGGCCAGGUCUCCUGCAUCGUUGCCUCCUGUCCUGACACUAGGCAGGAAAAGCACAGAGAAAUUCGUGUUGGAAGAUUUUGGAAAUGAGAACAGUCAGAGAGAAAGAGAAGAACAUGCCUGGAUCCUGGGUCCUGCCAUUGGAAAACUUACGAACUGUAACAGCAGGACAUUUGCUUUUGAAGGGGGAGGGAUGCAGAGAUGCGCGACAAAGGUAGGUUGAAGGGACCUCUCUCUCACCAGUACCGGAAAAAAAUUGUAAAAUAAAAACGAAAAAUUCUGUUUCUAUUUAACAGUACAUUUGGGUGGCUCUCAAGAUUCCCUUUGGAAGGGAUUGUUGUAAUAUACUGUAUAUUUGAAAUUUUAUUAUCAUUUAUAUUAUAGCUAUAUUUGUUAAAUAAAUUAAUUUUAAGCUACAAGAAA